AUGACCAUCUCGAGACAUUUGCGCGUCCAUGUCCGGGCGGGCGCCAACCUGGAGACGGAGUCCGGCGGGACGUAUGUCAUACUCAGGCUGGACGACGAGAAGGAGCGCACCAAGCCUGCCAAGGGCUUGUACCCGGUCUGGAACCAGACCCUGAAGUUCCCCCUCGCCGACGCAUCGCCCGACGAGGAGUCGCCCACCCUCAAAGUGAAAGUAAAGCAGAACAACUACCUCCGAUUCGAUAAGACGGUGGGGAAGGGCACGCUGAGCAUCCCGCUGGUCUACGGCCCGGGUCUGCACGAGACCAAGGUCCCCCUGACGGGUGCGGAGGGCGCCGCGGCUGGGUUUGUCCACCUGGGCGUGGAGGUGGUGGAGGGCGGCAUCGACGAGGUGCACGAGCCGCCCCCCGUGCCGGCGGGCGGCCUGCUGAGCGGGCUGCCCAGCGCGCAGGGCAAGGCGGAGCUGGCCAAGGGGGGCGCGGCCGAGUUCCUGCCCUCCGCCACGACCACCCCCGUGGGGCCUCAGUCUGGGGCGCUGGCCGCGGGGCAGCUGGCCGACCCCUCGCAGCCGGCGUACGGCGUGCUGUGA
Molecule: messenger RNA, 585 nt
Organism: Auxenochlorella protothecoides
Lineage: Eukaryota; Viridiplantae; Chlorophyta; Trebouxiophyceae; Chlorellales; Chlorellaceae
Exons: 3
Coding region: 1-585 (194 amino acids)
Source: RefSeq, a predicted model, not a curated record